AUGGAUGUUGCGGAAUGUGAGCAUGAUUUGGCACCAGCUUACAAGAAGUUACGUGAACUGUACGGUAAAUUUGAUGACGAAGUACUGAAGUGCCUGAAGGAUGUUGCGAAAGCUAUUGGCGGGCGACCAGAAGUGAAGCAGUGCAUGAAAGAAGUGAGCAAGCAACAGCUUGGCAAAACAAUACGUGAUGUUGAAGAUGAUAUUGCUCAGCGAAGUAAGCUGUGCGAACAGACAACAGUCAAAGAUACGUCUCAAGCAGAUAUCCCAGAGCAAGAGCAGAAUACCAUAGAUCGAUCGAAAAUACACGAUGCUGAAUCAAUCGACGAAAAGCCAAUCAGCAUUCGACAAAAUUUUGCUUCCCCUACUGUCAAUGGCGAUAAAAAAACCGACCAACAACGACCACUACAAAGUCCCGAGAGUAAGGAAUGGCCAGUAGAAAAAGAUCGCUUGCCAGCUGCAGACGUAAGGAAAGAUGAAAUAGUACUGAAGGUUGAAAUUGAGCGUGAAGAAAGCCUCUGUUCGGCAUAUGUGGAUUGCCAACGAAGCAUCGCAGAUUUUUCUGACGCUUGCGCUGUGGCUUCAGGGAAAAUCCAAAGUGGAAAGCAAUAUGUCAAGAUUAUUCGCCGUUUUAUCGACUUGCUGAUCCGGUGGAUGAUCUGGAUCAAAACUGCCGCCAGCAGGAGAAUGGACGUCAAAUAG
Messenger RNA from Gongylonema pulchrum, 699 nucleotides. The record is from the annotation of a GenBank genome assembly. Lineage: Eukaryota; Metazoa; Nematoda; Chromadorea; Rhabditida; Gongylonematidae.